AUGGCGCUCUUCUGCAUCAACCGGUACGGCGGCGAGGAGCCGGGCGCGAGCGAGGAGCGCAGCCGGGCGCUGCUGCAGCGCCUGCGGGAGCAGGCGAAGGCCCGCGAGCUGCGCAAGCGGCAGCAGGAGGCGCCGCCGCCGCCGCAGCGGGGAGAGAGCGGGGGAGGCGCCGGGACCGCGGCCGCGAGCGGCUCCCGGGCGGCGGCAAGGAAGAGGAAGCGGGAGCGCGAGGAGGCCGCGGGCGGCCGCGGCGCCCCCGGGGCACGGGCAGGCCCCGAGGCGGCGGCCGGGCCCGCCGCGAAGCAGAGGAGUUUUAUUUUUUUCAUUGUCCAAACUCCAGUUUCCCAAGAAGCUGAUGAUCAACAGGAGAACAGGAGUAACCUUGGAAAUAAAUCUCAUAAAAGGAAGAAGAAGGAUGAGGAAACCAAAGGAGCUGAAAAAAUAAAAGAGAAUGGUGAAAGCGCGGAAGGAGAUCAAAACAGAAAGGAGGAGCUGUCCAUAGCUGCCUUGGAGGAAGAGACAAAACCACCACCUUCUAGUCUGGUGUUUCUUGGUGAUUAUGACCAAAAGCCAGUGCAGAAGGUUCAGCCCUUCUUACCACAGUGGCUUGCUCAACCCAAACUAGUGCAAAAACGAAUCAAAGAAAAUCUAGUGCCAAUCACAGAUGUCCCAGGAAUUCAUCCCAAACUGUUGAAGAAGCUGCAAAUGAAUGGAAUAGAGUCCUUUUUUCCAGUUCAAGCAGAGGUGAUCCCUGCUAUUCUCCGGAGUGCAUCCAAUGGGUAUUUGAUGGGGCAGGGCGGAUACCGCCCCAAAGACAUUUGUGUCUCAGCACCUACUGGCAGUGGUAAAACCCUGUCUUUUGUCAUACCUGUAGUACAGGCUCUACUAGAUCGAGUGGUUUGCCAAGUACGAGCUCUUGUUGUUCUGCCCACAAAAGAACUGGCACAACAGGUGAGUAAAGUAUUCAACAUUUACACCGAUGGUACAGGUCUGAAGGUUGUUUCACUUGCUGGCCAGAAAUCUUUUGCAAAGGAGCAGGAGAUGCUUGUCCAGAAAAAAGUGACAGGCUACUGCAGCCUGGCUGAUAUAAUUGUGGCCACACCUGGACGCCUCGCAGAUCACAUCAGCCAGACCCCGGGGUUCAGCCUGGCACAGCUUCGCUUCCUGAUCAUAGAUGAAGCUGACCGUAUGAUCGAUGACAUGCACCAGAACUGGCUGAACCAAGUUGUCAAAGCUGCUUUCCAAGCAGAUGACAACUCUGGCUCCAAUAGACUUUUUCACAGGACCCCACCAGGGCCUGUAACAGCAGCCAGCUCCUGGCAUCCUCAGAUACCCUUACAGAAGCUGCUGUUUUCAGCCACGCUAACCCAGGACCCAGAGAAGCUGCAGCAGCUGGGCUUAUUCCAGCCACGCCUCUUCACAUCUGUCUAUUCUGAGAAAAAAUUACCUGGAGGUGGAGCAGAGACUGAACAGGACCCUGAUGAGAAAUAUACCCUGCCUGAGGGGCUCUCGCAAUGUUAUGUACCUUGUAACCUGAAUUCCAAGCCUUUGCUCCUCUUGCACUUCAUGCUGAAAAUGAAAUUUAGCCGAGUGUUGUGUUUUACCAACUCCAAGGAGGCUUCUCACAGAUUGUUCCUGCUGAUUCGAGCCUUUGGUGGAGUCACUGUGGCUGAGUUUUCUUCCCGGUUGCCUCCAAAUGAGAGACAUAGAACCAUGAAGGAAUUUGAACAAGGAAAAAUACAACUGUUAAUCAGCACAGAUGCCACUGCUCGAGGAAUCGACAUUAAAGGAGUGAAUUGUAUAAUAAACUAUGAUACUCCUCAGUUCAUCAGGACAUAUAUUCACCGAGUUGGAAGAACGGCACGUGCAGGAAAAACAGGCUUAGCUUUCAGCAUGGUCCUUAGAAUUCAGGAGCGCAGGUUUCUGCAGAUGUUGAAGGAUGCCGGCAUCACCGACAUAAAGCAGCACUUGGUGAAGGGCAAGUUGUUAAAACCGUUGGUGCAGCAAUAUGAAGAAGCUCUGUCUAAGCUUGAGAAAACAGUCAAGGACGAACGAGCACAGAGACGAGCCUGAGCGGAUGCAGGCACAGGGGAUCGUGUGCCUCUCGUGCCGAUCGUGUGACGGAUGGUGCUGCAGAGCACCGUGGCAGGGAGACACUUCCCGGGCUGAGGGGUUGGCUCCUCCUUUGUCACGUGCUGCCUCUGCUGUUGUGAACUUUGCUCCCAUUUCAAGGUUGAUGGAAGAGAGUUCACUUUGUUUGACAAAACAAAAAAAAAAAAAAGAAACUGCCUCGUGGAGAACUUGACGUCGUAUCCUACAUGUUCUUCUGGAGCCUUCAGUCAGUGAACAGAAGAGUCUUCUGCAAUCCUUGAACUGAAAUCAGACUUGAGUCUGAUGAAACUGCUGGUCAGCAAAGGCAAUGACUGUCCCCUCCCUGCCUCCAAACCAGGACAAAUGGUGUUUCAGUCUUGCUGCACAAGCAAUGGUAUCUGCACAUGCAGAAAGCCUAUACCCCACCUACAGCGGACUGGUGUUUGAACAGCUUUUGUAGGGUGAACUCUAACUUUUAAAUACUA
Messenger RNA from Nothoprocta perdicaria, 2576 nucleotides. It is a transcript of the gene DDX51, whose product is annotated as DEAD-box helicase 51. Gene Ontology annotation, molecular function: ATP binding; nucleic acid binding. Gene Ontology annotation, cellular component: nucleus. The transcript has 16 exons. The record is from RefSeq and is a predicted model, not a curated record. Lineage: Eukaryota; Metazoa; Chordata; Aves; Tinamiformes; Tinamidae. The coding region runs from base 1 to 2073 and encodes 690 amino acids.